AUGGUCCUUCCUGAUCUGGUCCAACUGAAUCAGGGUGCUUUUGUUCAAGGUAGAUCAAUUGCUCAUAAUGUCUUGAUAUUCCAAGAUCUCAUCAAGAAUUAUGAGAGAACAUCUACCUCGCCUAGAUGUGCCAUUAAAAUUGACUUAAGUAAAGCGUAUGACACAGUCGACUGGUGGUUUCUUGAAGAUCUCCUAAAGUCUUUGUGUUUUCCUAUGAGAUUUAUAGGUUGGAUUAUGACAUGCUUAAAAAACACAUCUUAUUCCUUGCUUAUGAAUGGAAGAGUUCAAGGCAGUUUCAAGGAUGAACUGAUUUUAUUUUGUAAAGGGUCUCUUUCUGCUGUUCGAGUGCUCAAAGUAGCUCUAGAGGAGUUUAGUUCUGGUACGGGGCUCCAUAUUAAUACCAUCAAAUCUCACAUCUUCUUUGGGGGAGUUUCUGCAGUAAAUAGACAGAUAAUAGCUGCUGAGAUUCAACUUACGGAAGGGACAUUUCCUCUUAAAUAUCCCAGUGUUUCUAUGAGACCAACUAAAUGGAAGCAUGAAGAUUGUGAUAUUAUUAUCCAAAAAAUCAAAAUGCGGUUACAUACUUGGGCUAGUCGGCAUUUGUCCUUUGCUGGCCGAUUUAAUGGUAAUAGAAGCAAGAUUCACAUUGCUUCUUGGAUGAAGGUCUAUCUCCCUGAGGCUUAUGGAGGUCUCAGGUUCAUAAAUGGUUCAGUUUGGAACCGAGCCAUCUUAGCUAAGUAUUUUUGGGCCAUUUCUGAGAAGCAUGAUGUGAUUUGGGUUAAAUGGAUUAAUUUUAUCUAUUUGAAAGACUCCAAUUUCUGGACUUACAAGCUGCCACCUGAUACGAGCUGGCUGUCUAUCCUUAAGCAUAGGUUUUUGCUUUGGCAAGUGGUAAACUCUCAGCUUCUUACUCGAGAUAACAUGCUCAGGUUCUGUGUGCCACUUGAUUCUCUUUUAUGUCCUGUGUGUGGUUUCUCUACUGAGAGUCACUCUCAUCUGUUCUUUGAGUGUUGUCUUUCCAAAAAGGCUACUGAUUUAAUCUUUGCUUGGAUGGGAUUUAAAGCUUGGCCUAAUGAGUUUGCUGGUUGGACGGUUUGGCUUACUAGCUGA
Messenger RNA from Humulus lupulus (European hop), 1110 nucleotides. RefSeq lists its product as uncharacterized. The transcript is spliced from 4 exons. The record is from RefSeq and is a predicted model, not a curated record. NCBI's taxonomy places the organism in Eukaryota, Viridiplantae, Streptophyta, Magnoliopsida, Rosales, Cannabaceae. Bases 1 to 1110 code for a protein of 369 amino acids.